AUGGAUCCGAGGCAACGACUACACGAAAUCUAUCCAGGUGGAGACAUUAUCCACCCACCCCCGUUUCCAAAGCGUCCAGAUCUCUUCAAUGGAGCGCCUCUAGCUCCAGCGUUGACCGAGGACAACGCAUUUCUUGCCCGUCGAUUUUGGCAGCAGCCCGAUGAAUCCCUUGGACGUGCAUGGAAGGUGCAUGCCAAUCGACCUUAUCUACGAGUAACCGAAGAAAAAAACCCGGAAAUGCAUGCGUUGGCUCACAAUGUCUAUGAGCACCUGAUGAGCAAUCCACUUCUGCCUAUUUCUCGCGAGAAUGCACGACUCAGAUUCACAGCGGAGGGCUUGGACGAGACGUAUAAUGGCGUGCAGGGGCUAGACGCAAUGGCACAAAGAGUGUUCAUCCACGGCCUCAACGUCAGAGACCCGGAUAUUUGGACGAAGGAUGCACUCACAGACGAACUGACAUCAAGGGGGUUAAGCACAGACGGGAGAAAAACCGAUCUUCAACGUCGUCUAUGGGAAUACGAAUGUGAUGAGCGCUUUGGGGUCUCGAGACAAAGCAACCUGAGUCACUGGGGUAUCCAUCGUGAACCAAGGCCUGUAAUGAGCCCUGCUACGAGAACAGAUAUGUCUGCACUUGAAAUGUACACCGCGGCGAUUAAACUGAGCCCGUACAACCCAACUUACUGGAACAGCCGUGCGUAUUGCCAUUAUCUGCUGGGCCAUUUUGAUCUCGCCAUUGGAGACGCCUAUCGUGGAGAACUUCUCUGCGAAGUGUUGACGACAGCAAGCCAAAGGAACAAGCGCCCUGGGAUGUAUACCAGAGUUUGGGACGCCAUUCAGCAGCACCUGAUGGUGGAAUUGAAGAUCAAGGGAGUCCAAAUGACAUGGGAAGUUGUGCAAAUGAGGAAGGCAAAUGGUAUCAACUAUUUCAUUCCAACUCUGAGAAAUUCCCUUCACAGUAUCACUAGUCUCAGCCUCGCAGCACUGAAUUGUUGGGAUGAUUUCGAAGACCAUAUGCAGGGUCAACUCCAAAGACCACUACAACACCGCGACGUAUCAGUCCCCAAAAAGCGGAUGACAGUGAGCGCUCUUGUGAGAGCGGAGAUCGAGCACAGGAGAGAGAAUCCCUCAGCGCUUCAUCCAUCCCUUUAUGGACACGAAUGGAGCCGAGGAUGGAUCUCAGGCGCCGAUAAAUAUCCAUACGACCAAGCGGACGUGAGACGGGAAGCACCGCAUUUCAUCAAUGCACUUAAUGCAAAUAUUUUCACAGUUAAUGCUAGUGCUGGGAAGUCUUCCAAAGAGAUAUGCCAAGUACGACCAACACUCACAAAGGACAAUUCCUUUAAUGGGUUGGGAGUCUUUGCCACUGCAAGCAUCAAAGCAGGAACCCUGAUUCACUACGAGGAACCUGUUAUUCGUGGAAACCUCAUACCCAACAGGCUGCUUGAUGAUGAAAGUGAAGACCCCCUCCACGCCCCACGAUGCGACAACUGUCAAAAGGUGAUUGACCCACACGAGGUUCGGCAUAUCGAGCAGAACUGGGACUCCAUUCACAAACCAGUGCGCACUCUGGGAUGGGGACACCCGCCUACUUGCGCGUGCCUUGACAUGAUGUGUAAUUGUUCGGAUGUAGGAUACUACAGAGCUACGAGGGGCGCUCUGCUAUUCUGUUCUUCCAACGAUGCAAUAUCAGACGGCGUGGCUCCCCAUUGCUUGGCUAUUGCACGCGAGACAUACCAUUUCCAAGAAUUCUGUGGCCUCGAUUGGGGCUGGUUGCACGAUGCCAUGCGACCUAAUAAAGUGACGUGGGGUGGAUCGCAGUAUUUUACUCACACCAAUGAACGCCACGGGACUGUUUUGAGUCUACUCUUGAAAAGCGUGUUCGAACUCACGCUCCACCGCCGCCAAGAGGACCCUGAUCUUCUCGCGCAUGAAAUUAACGAACUCCUCGUUCUGGAGGCAGGUACUGACACGAACGAGCCGUGGAGAGACAGCUGGUUCCCUUUCACUCUGGCUGGUAAUAUCCAGGUACCUUUCGAUAUCCUCUUCCAUCUCGGAGUGGACAUCUUCAGCGACCUCUCAUUCGACACUUGGGUUAUUCAGACCGUGCUGCGGAAGUUACUGGUCAAUGCUGUUCCCUGGGAACAUGAACGGCGAGGUUCGAACUCAACGUUCAAUGACCGGGAUGGUCCCAAGCCGGUGCUACACCCAACCCUACAGUCUAGAAUGAAAGACAAAAUCAAAGACAUCUCGGCAAUGGAGCCAUCGUUCGGAAACUUCUACCUCUUCCCUGGAUUAAGCAUGUUCAAUCAUUCCUGUCGCCCCUUUGAGAACGCUCUGUGGGGUUAUGACGACAAGGUCCCCAACCGCAUUGUCAUCUGGGCGAACAAGGAUAUCAAAGCAGGGGAAGAGAUUAGAAUUCCCUAUCAACGUUAUAGGAUCGCUGAUGCUAUAGAUAAAGACGCCGAUGUCAAUAUGCACGCCGCGCAGCUAUUUGGAAAGAAUUGCGAGUGCCCCAGAUGCGAAGGCAGGGGACUUGUCCCUUCUGUUGAUAAUGGGAAGGCCAAGCCCAUGCCUAAUAGCGACGCCUCUCAGGAUGACGGGACUGUUGGUUGGACACCAGGCCCUGUGAUUAUUCCCCCAAAGCAGGAAACUUGGGGUGGUGUUCUCGGAGAGGACAAUUCUGAGCUUGGUGAAUAUAUGAAAGAGUAUCAGGAGAUUGUGGAUGAUAUCUACGACCAAUAUUACGACCUCGAUGACGUGGAAUCCCAGGAUGGCAAUGAGGAGAAGGACAAAGUAGCGCAUGAUAAGGAUGAGGCCAAUGAUAGUGAGGCUAAACGUUAA
Molecule: messenger RNA, 2841 nt
Organism: Penicillium verrucosum
Lineage: Eukaryota; Fungi; Ascomycota; Eurotiomycetes; Eurotiales; Aspergillaceae
Exons: 1
Coding region: 1-2841 (946 amino acids)
Molecular function (GO): protein binding
Source: RefSeq, a predicted model, not a curated record